UAGUUCCUUGCUUGUGUAUGCUAAGCGCCAAGACUGAAAGUUUACUGUUAUAGGUAUUUGCCCGGUUCUUAUUAAUUUGGUUAUAUUUAAUAGCAAUGGUGCAAUAUUGUUGCUGUUAUGGGUGCAAAGAAAGAUAUGUGAAAGGAGGAACAGUUACUUUUCAUAGUUUCCCGAAAGACGAACGAAGAGCGAAAAUAUGGCUCCAGAACAUAAAUAGGCCGAAUUUCGUCCAUACAAGGUACUCGAAAGUGUGUUCGAAGCACUUUACGGAAGAAAGCUUUGAUAGGGAGAGGUUUGGAGGCGUCUGGCUCAAGAAUGAUGCUAUACCAACAGUUUUUGAUUGUUGUGAGCGCCCACCAAAAGCAGCAGCAAAAAAACGUCCACCAAAAAGAGAUAAUUCACAAAAUCUUAAUGAGCUCCUGGCAAGCAUUCAGAGUAGAAAUGUUCCGAUUCUACCAGCGCCCUCUACUUCAGCAAACAGUAAAAGACAUUACAGUAUUUGGUGUAUUUCAGUAGUGCCACCAUCAGCACCCAAACCUGAGCAAACUUGGCCAGAUGAUGAAAGAAACAGGGAAAUUACUUCAUUAGUAGGUGACUCAAACAUUAUGCCAAAUGAUUCAGCUACCAACAAAAUGCAGUUGGGAAUCGCCACGAAAAAGGAGUUAGAUGACAGAGAGAAUCGAGACUAUUUUUUGUGUGGCACAGUGAAGCAGGAACAGGAGUAUGAGCACAUGACUGUGAAGAAGGAACCAGUAGAAGACCCUGAUGAAUCUAUGUAUUCAGCAACUGAAGAGGAGUGUGAGCACAUCAUUGUGAAGGAAGAACCGAUAGAAGAGCCUGAUGAAUCUGCGAAUUCAGCAACUGAAGAGGUGUGUGGGAGGAUAAAUGUGAAGGUGGAACAGGAGCCUGAAUACGAAGGGAACUCCUGGGAGGAGCACAGAACACAGGAACCAGAAUACAUAGAAGUGAAGAGCGAACCACUCGAGGCAGAGGAAGUUACUGGUGACGGGGCCACACAUAGGGACUCCCUCUGUUUCUGGUGAACGUUUUUCCCCAAGCUUCACCACCAGCUCACUUGAUAUUUCUGGCACGAAUAUGACAAUAACAGCAGGCUGCAAGAGUCUGGAAAUUCACAGGUUUCUAUGAAGUAAGGGGGAGGGGGGACAACCCAGAAAGUUGUAUGUCAAAUGUGAUUAUGUGUACAAUCUCUAAAGACAUUCAGGAGAAUGCAAUGUGAAACUGGAGAGAGAUUACCUUAAUCGGUAGAUGCAGUGCAAAACUUCUUUUCCUUAAGCAGUUGAUGCAUUUACAGGUAUAUAUGAUUAUCAUUACUCCUCUUAUGUGUCUUUUUUAUUUUUUGUUCUUUGCUCGCGGAAACUUUCCCACUUUUCUGUUUAACAUUUACAGAUGCCGUAAUACCUCAGUGAACAGUGUCUGGCAAGAUGACUGUGUAUUUAUUUAUUAGGCCUGCCUCUCCAAGUUUUUAAAAAAACAAUGCAAGAAACACAUUUUGCUACUUUCUUUUAUUUCUCAAAAUAUUUGUCUUCAUAAUUUAUAGACUUCUACACUUGUUCAAACCAAUUCAGGAAACACUUUUUGCCAAUAUUUUGUUGCUACCCUAAAGGACUCUACAGCUUCUAGAGGUAAAAAAUCAAGUGAAUCUGGCCAGCAACUAAUUAUUUCAAUGCAGUUCCGCAUAAAUUUAUCUAGCAUCGACAUGAAGAACGACACAACAUUUUUCGUUUUCUGUCCGAUACCCUCGAUGCGAAUUAUUCGAUCUUCAUUGAAAUUGUGAAUAAUCUACCAGGAAUAAAUGUUUUUCACUGCUGACUGACCCUGCGAAAUCAUAUGCGCUGCAGUCUUGGAUACACCUAAAGACAGCUGUGUCUUACAGUCCCAUGCCAGUGCUCUGAACCGUGUUGCGUACCUUACUAAUGUAUUUUUGAACAGUUAAUUUACAUGAGCUUAACAAAAUACAUUGUUGACAAUAGCACAACCCUGAUGAAAUUUUAUGAACCAGUUGUAAAAAGUCUUUUUAGAAGAUGAUAGAUUGCGAAAAGUUGAUUAAAAUGAUUCAAAAAAAUAAAAUGUCAUCGAACAGAAAUCUUCACUCACAAUUUCCAUGUUUUCCCAAGAUUGUUCCUUUGCAUGCUCACUGAAAUCAGUUAGGCCAGUUCAUUAGCUACAAUUAUUUUAGCAAUAAUAAAUUACAAAUUUUAAAACAGUAACACUCUAGUUGUUCUAUGUAAAAAAAUA
This is a messenger RNA of Schistocerca americana (American grasshopper), 2256 nucleotides long. RefSeq names its product THAP domain-containing protein 8-like. The transcript has 8 exons. The coding region runs from base 96 to 1043 and encodes 315 amino acids. NCBI's taxonomy places the organism in Eukaryota, Metazoa, Arthropoda, Insecta, Orthoptera, Acrididae. The record is from RefSeq and is a predicted model, not a curated record.